AGUCAGUCACCCACCAAUAAUUCACCAGUCUGGACUGAAGCUGGAACCGCCCGCCUCCUGUCUACUUCUUCCUCCCCACCUCUCUCUCGUUCUCUCUCUCUCUCUCUCUGCUCAGAGCCCUUAAAGCUUAAACCCUAACGGAGCAACAUUUGUAGCAGAGUAAAGAAAACCCACAACUUUCACAUUAUGCUACCGUUUCUUUGGCUUUCCUUUCUCUCGUUAAUCUCCUAUACUUCAAUCCCGAUCUCUAGUGCGGAAGACUCGUCGUUGUCGUCGUCGAUAUAUGAAGUCUUGCGGGAACAUGGGCUCCCCAUGGGCCUGCUUCCCAAGGGAGUGAGAGAGUUCGACAUCGACGACACCGGGCGGUUUCAUGCCCACUUCGAUCAGGCCUGCAACGCCAAGUUCGAGAGCCAGUUGCAUUACGACCGGAACGUUUCGGGCACUCUAAGCUACGGUCAGAUCGGUGCCUUGUCCGGUAUUUCUGCACAGGAGUUGUUUCUUUGGUUCCCGGUGAAGGGAAUCCGAGUGGAUAUACCCAGCUCCGGAUUGAUUUACUUCGACGUCGGCGUGGUUUACAAGCAAUUCUCUUUGUCGCUCUUCGAAACGCCGCCGGAUUGUAUGGCGAAGUGGACGGUGGACCACGCUCAGCUUCCCGAUGGUAGCGGUUUUAUUGUAGCUGACGCAAUGCCCAAGAGUCAAUCUGGGAAGCUACGAUAUCAGCUUGAUCGGGACGGUUCUGGGAGGGAUUUUGAGUAGAUUGUGACGGAGAGGGUGUCUAAGUUAUGCGGUAGUUCAAUCAAUCGGCUCAUGGGUUCUUCCAUUCCCCCUGUAAAUCUCGUCGGAGAAUAUGGAUGUGGGUUCUAUGCUUCCAUCCAAUGUGCUUGCUUGCAUUUUUUUAUUCCAUAUAGUGCAGAGUCGACAAACUAGUCAGGCCAGCUCCUAUCUGUGAGAGGAUCGUUGAUGAAUUGAGAGGGAAAUAAACAAGGCUGGAUGGCAUAAUCAGUAAUCACAUUGGCGUUUUCUUCUGUAGAAGAUAAAAUGAGGCAUGGCCAUCUAGUGGAGAAAAAUUCAGGUGAUGAAUCUGCAAUUAGUUUAUGUUCAAGUUAAUUGUACCAUGAGUAUAACAUGGGUGUUGUAUCGAGUCUGUUAUUUUAUUUCUUUUCUGUAAUAUAAUUUUUAAUUAUGUGAAACUAGUUCAUGAGAUAAAAUAAUAAAGAAUGAAAAGCUUUGUUGGCUUUA
Juglans microcarpa x Juglans regia is the source of this 1239-nucleotide messenger RNA. RefSeq lists its product as uncharacterized. The transcript has 2 exons. Lineage: Eukaryota; Viridiplantae; Streptophyta; Magnoliopsida; Fagales; Juglandaceae. The record is from RefSeq and is a predicted model, not a curated record. The coding region runs from base 187 to 756 and encodes 189 amino acids.